Messenger RNA from Gadus chalcogrammus (walleye pollock), 528 nucleotides. Its product is annotated as gamma-crystallin M3-like. Gene Ontology annotation, biological process: lens development in camera-type eye; visual perception. Lineage: Eukaryota; Metazoa; Chordata; Actinopteri; Gadiformes; Gadidae. Gene Ontology annotation, molecular function: structural constituent of eye lens. The record is from RefSeq and is a predicted model, not a curated record. The transcript is spliced from 3 exons. Bases 1 to 528 code for a protein of 175 amino acids.
AUGAUGGGCAAGAUUAUCUUCUACGAGGACAAGAACUUUGGCGGCCGCCAUUAUGAGUGCAGCAAUGACUGCACCGACCUGCACACCAUGUUCAACCGCUGCCAGUCCAUCCGCGUGGAGAGCGGCAUGUUCAUGAUCUACGACCGCCCCAACUUCAUGGGCAACCAGUUCUUCGCCAGGAGGGGCGAGUACUCCGACUACAUGCGCAUGAUGGGCAUGAACGACUGUGUCAGGUCUUGUCGCCACAUCCCCAUGCACCGCGGUAACUUCAUGAUGAGGAUGUAUGAGCGCGCUGACAUGGGCGGCCAGAUGAUGGAGCUGAACGACGACUGCCCCAACCUCAUGGACCGCUUCCACAUGUCCGACUUCAACUCCUGCAACGUGAUGGAUGGCCACUGGCUGAUGUACGAGCAGCCCAACUACAGGGGCCGCCACUACUACGUGAGCCCCGGCGAGUACAGGAGGUACAACGACUGGGGAAGCAUGAACCCCAAGAUCGGUUCCAUCAGGCGCGUCAUGGAUCUCUAA